Molecule: messenger RNA, 742 nt
Organism: Mandrillus leucophaeus (drill)
Lineage: Eukaryota; Metazoa; Chordata; Mammalia; Primates; Cercopithecidae
Gene: PHETA1
Product: family with sequence similarity 109, member A
Exons: 3
Coding region: 215-742 (175 amino acids)
Biological process (GO): receptor recycling; endosome organization; retrograde transport, endosome to Golgi
Cellular component (GO): recycling endosome; early endosome; trans-Golgi network
Source: RefSeq, a predicted model, not a curated record
UUGCUCCCGCCUCCUUCCGUCGGAUCUGAGCUCUCCCGCGGCUGCGCCGCCCCGGCCGCCCAGGAGACAAAGCGCUGCUGCCGCCGUUGCCGCAACCGGGCCAGUCCUGGACCAUGGCCGGGUCACCCCCCAGCCUCGCGCCUCCCGUCCCGUCGCCGCCCUAGGCCUGCGCUGCGAGGCCCCGGGCUCCCCUCCAGGCCCGGCGAUUGCCGCCAUGAAGCUGAACGAGCGCAGCCUGGCCUUCUACGCCACCUGCGACGCCCCAGUGGACAACGCAGGCUUCCUGUACAAGAAGGGCGGGCGACACGCAGCCUACCACCGGCGCUGGUUCGUCCUGCGCGGGAACAUGCUCUUCUACUUCGAGGAUGCGGCCAGCCGCGAGCCUGUGGGCGUCAUCAUCCUGGAGGGCUGCACCGUGGAGCUGGUGGAGGCCGCGGAGGAGUUCGCCUUCGCCGUGCGCUUCGCGGGGACCCGGGCGCGCACCUACGUGCUGGCCGCUGAGAGUCAGGCCGCCAUGGAGGGUUGGGUCAAGGCCCUGUCCCCUCCUGAGCUCAGCCCCCACCCCCAUACUCCCGGUGGGGACCAGGUCUUGCCUGGCUUCGGGGCUGACCGCCGGUCCCCUUUCUUCUCACCACAGUGCCCAUUCUUCAUCCAGGGAGAACCUCGGGGCUGGGAAUACCCUCUGGCCCUCACCCUGGGUCAUGUUUACAGUCCUCAAUGCCCCACACCAGGGGCCGCCUGA